GUUAAACGCGACUAGCUCACGGCUAAAACACACCGCCGAUCUCACACCAGAAAGAUUCGACUAGAGAAACCUUCCGUCACCAACAAUGAGAGCCGUCGCCAUAGCCGCCGCCGCAGCGGCAGCUAAAGCUCGACGUAUUUCUGGAAGACUUCACGCUACUUCUUCAGUUCGCCAGUACUCUAUUAUGAUCUCUCCGCAUCUCAAAAACAUCACUUUAACUCAUUCGGACUCGUCGAUUUACUCCGACGACCGCAGUCGACCAUAUGGCCAACCUCUCGCCGUCCCAUGGUCCGCCAAUCAGAUCCGAUUCGCCAAAGCUCGCGGCUCCGACGUGAGACCAGGAAAUGUCAUUGAAAGGAAAGGAAAAGUUUACCAGGUCGUGAAAGCACAACACUCGACUCAAGGAAGAGGAGGGGCUAUCAUACAGGUUGAGCUUCGUGACGUUGACAGUGGAAACAAAGUGAAUGAAAGGUUUCGCACAGACGAGAUAGUUGAAAAAGUAUUUGUUGAAGCGAAAUCCUUCACGUACCUGUACACUGAUGAAGAAAGUGACAGUGUUGUGCUAAUGGAGCCUAACACUUUUGUGCAAUUGGAUGUACCGAAGCACUUAUUUGGCGACUCUCUUGCGUAUUUAAAAGAUGAUAUCACUGUCUCUGUGGAACUCUUUAAUGACAGGGCUAUGUCAGCAUCAGUACCUAAACGAGUGACGUGUACCGUGGUGGAAGCACAAGUCCCUAUGAAGGGGAUGGGAGCUACCCCUCAUACCAAAAAGGUAUUACUGGACAACGGCAUCACCGUACAGGUGCCACCUCAUGUUAUAACGGGUGAUAAGUUACUUAUUGAUACCACUGACAACUCAUACAUAAGCAGGGCUUAAGCGUGUUCUUGAUAGAUCCUCGAUUGGCGUUGCUGCAAAACCACAAUUUUUCAGGAUACAUCUUUGAAAGGUAUGAAAUGAAAUAUUGAAGUGCCAUUUGGAUUUGAUUAGUAAGGUUGAAUGUAUUUUUGUAGUGGAAGUUGUUAUUCAUGAUCCCAUUCCAUCAUAUGGUGUGAAUAAGUAUGUUGAGUGAGGCAAUUUGGUGGAUGUUGUUGUGUUAUUUCAGUCAUACAACUUUUUAUUUUGUGAAACAUGGAUGUUUAGGUUAGGUUGUGCGCACCUUGAUUAAUUCUAAGGGCUUUAAAGAAUGGCCAGAAAAAUCUUUAGUGACUUUGCAGGACUCAAACCGAUGACAUUUGAGGAGGAUCCCCAAAGACUCAAACUUUAUUGCCGCUUGUGCUAACCCACAAGGUUACAUGAAUAAAAGAAGAACCUAAGCUAUCAUCCUAAUUGCUCAAUUCUUCGUAUUUUGUAUCCAUUUUGACAUAGAAAUGGAUUCCA
Molecule: messenger RNA, 1378 nt
Organism: Cynara cardunculus var. scolymus (artichoke)
Lineage: Eukaryota; Viridiplantae; Streptophyta; Magnoliopsida; Asterales; Asteraceae
Product: elongation factor P
Exons: 11
Coding region: 86-877 (263 amino acids)
Biological process (GO): translational elongation; peptide biosynthetic process
Cellular component (GO): cytoplasm
Molecular function (GO): translation elongation factor activity
Source: RefSeq, a predicted model, not a curated record